CUUUGGUACAAAUUUCACAAAAUACGUUAGUUUUAUAAAUAUGCAAAAAGCCGAACCUCUUAUUCCAUUUGAAACGAAGCGAGAGAAGUGAAGAAUGCUACUUCUCGUCAUUUUCUUUGUCUCAUUCUUUCUCCUCCUCUUUCUCUUCUUCAGAUUCGCCACUGCUUAUGGCGACUUCACUUUAAUGUCGAAGAACCAUCUCAACCGAGAGGAAAUUGAAGAUAAGGUCGUUUGGAUUACUGGUGCUAGCCGAGGAAUUGGGGAGGUUCUUGCAAAACAACUUGCUGCUUUGGGAGCCAAGCUUAUUAUUUCUGCACGGGAUGAAGCUGGGUUAGAGAGAGUGAAGAGCGAGCUCUCUGGUAAAUUUGCACCUAAUGAAGUGAAAAUUUUACCCUUAGAUUUGGCAUCUGGGGAAAAUAAGUUGAAAGAGGCGGUAGAGUUAGCAGAGUCCUUUUUUCCCGGCUCUGGUGUGGAUUAUAUGAUCCAUAAUGCAGCUUUUGAGCGUCCCAAAACUACAGCUUUGGAUGUAUCUGAGGAAAGUUUGAAGACAACGUUUGAUGUCAAUGUUAUUGGGACCAUUUCUCUCACACGGCUUCUAGCACCUUUUAUGUUACGACGGGGACGAGGUCAUUUUGUUGUUAUGAGCAGUGCUGCAGGAAAGACACCUGCUCCUGGACAGGCUGUAUAUUCUGCAUCAAAGCAUGCUCUGAAUGGUUAUUUUCAUUCUUUACGAUCAGAGCUCUACCAGAAGGGUAUUAGAGUGACCGUUGUUUGUCCUGGGCCAAUUGAAACGUCAACUGGCUCAGGUGCUGAAGUCAUGGGGAAGAAAGGUGUAUCUGAGAAGCGACUUUCAUCAGAAAAAUGUGCUCAGUUAACAAUUAUUGCUGCCACCCAUAAUCUAAAAGAAGUUUGGAUAUCAUAUCAGCCCGUCCUUGCUGUUAUGUAUUUGGUUCAAUAUACGCCAACGGUGGGCUACUGGCUCAUGGAUAAGAUUGGAGGGAAUCGUGUUGAAGCGGCUGCUAAGAAGGGGAACACUUACUCGCUGAGUUUGUUAUUUGGGAAAAACAAGUCAUCUUAAAGUAUGACUUCACCGUAGUUCAAAAUUUUCAAGAAUAACUUUUCUUUUAUAUAUAUAUAUAUAUAUAUAUAUAUAUAUAUAUAUAUAUAGAUAGAUAGAUAGAUAGAUAAAGUAGAUAUAUAAACAGAUACUCAUCUCCAUUACGCAAUGCAAUGAAUAGCUGAAAAGCAUGCAAAAGUGAUGCACAAGUACGUUCUUUUCUUUUCUUUUCUUUUUUUUUUUGUUUGUUCUAAUUUAUAUGUUAAAAGUAAUUUAAGGUAUGUGAUUUGGGACGGGCUUUCAAUAAGAAAACACUCAUCUUUUGUC
Messenger RNA from Cucumis melo (muskmelon), 1384 nucleotides. RefSeq lists its product as uncharacterized. NCBI's taxonomy places the organism in Eukaryota, Viridiplantae, Streptophyta, Magnoliopsida, Cucurbitales, Cucurbitaceae. Gene Ontology annotation, cellular component: membrane. The transcript is spliced from 12 exons. Gene Ontology annotation, molecular function: oxidoreductase activity. The record is from RefSeq and is a predicted model, not a curated record. The coding region runs from base 95 to 1078 and encodes 327 amino acids.